Molecule: messenger RNA, 953 nt
Organism: Brachypodium distachyon (stiff brome)
Lineage: Eukaryota; Viridiplantae; Streptophyta; Magnoliopsida; Poales; Poaceae
Product: proteasome assembly chaperone 3
Exons: 7
Coding region: 335-721 (128 amino acids)
Biological process (GO): proteasome assembly
Source: RefSeq, a predicted model, not a curated record
GGAGGGAUUAUUUGGAUUUGGAUCAACGGGGACGGGUGCUGAACCUAACUAUACCCCCUGACCCCCUCGCUCCUGGAUCCUCUUCCUCCUCGGCCGAGCGCCGCCACCCAUCCCGCUGCCGAGCGCCCAUCGUCUUCCUCCUCGCGCGAGCGCCUCCACCGCAGGUUGAUCUCCCCUUCGAUUCUCUCGCUCCCGACCGUUUCUCCUCCCAUCACCCCACGAACGGAUUCUGCCCUUUAGCUCCCCGUUUCAUAAUCUUCCCCAAUCCGUAACUGAGGCAAAAAUCAAGGUAGGGCGGCCGCCCUACCUUGCCCUACCGGGUCUUCCGCCCGUGAUGCGGAUGGGUGCUGCGCAGACAGGUGGUCACUUCCCUGUGCCGCACAAGUCCCUCUCCUUGGAUAUCAAGGGAAACAAGACUGAAAUUGUUAUCAGCAAAUAUGAAGAUAUCUUUCUGGUGAUCGUGUCACAGAUUGGAUGCAUGGGAACCAUAUUAGCUGCUAAGAAAGAUGAAAGUGUUUUCUCUGAUCCAACUUACAAUGUAUCUGUUCUUUUUGGAAAGAGAGACGAGGCAUUCCUACUAGCUUGUGCGCGGCAACUUAUUGAACAUAUAAGUAGUAGUGGCUCAGCUCGACCUUUGGUGAUCUCUCUUGGUUUGAAGGAUCAUUCCCAGGGAGCACUGAAAGAUGUAAUUUCUGCCAUCAUUGAGAACCGCCUAUGGUGAUAACAGAUAUGUUCAGUUCAUCUACAGGGAUGUUGACAUACAUACAGUUUCAGAGAAACAUAAGCUAUCCCUUAUCAUGUAUGAACCUCUCGAAAAUUAUCAUGAGGUGACCUCUCCACUAAGUUAUUCAGCUAUCAAUAUUACCCUAACGUGAGGUUCUGACGUGCCUAAUAAUCUCUGUGUCACUUAGUGCCUAUAGGUAAUUUUUCUAAAGAAGGCUAUCUUACUAAUU